CUGGUCCAGGUCCUGGCCGGACAGGGUUAAUGCUGGCUUCCAGGCUGGGGUUUGGGGCUGAGGCAGGCAGAGGAUGGGCAGGGCGGGCAGUGCAGGGCAAGGUGGCCCUCAGAUGCCGGUGUCACCCUGCCCUCCCUCUUUCAGCACAGCGCCAGGGGGCCUCGUGCUCAGGGCUCCCUGCAGGCUGCCGACAGCCCCUGGCUGCUUCUCCGCUGAUGUCCUCCCUCCUGUCCCGGCAGCCAGAGCACCUGAGUCCCACAUCACCAGCAGUGAGGACCACUUCCUGCCACCUACAGAUCUGGCCUUUAGGCUGCUCCGAAGCCAAUGAACCCCAUGCACCCCGUGAAACCCGCCCUACCCCCCACGCCACACGGUGAUGGUCCGUUUGCUUACGAGGCAGUGCCUUGGCAACAGAGCGCCACUCAGCCCGCAGGAUCGCUGUCCGUUGUCACGACCGUGUGGGGCGUCGGCAACGCGGCCCAGAGCCAGGUUUUGGGGAACCCCAUGGGCCCUGCAGGGAGCCCUCCUGGCGGCUCCGUGAUGCCCGGAGUGGCCGGCAGCGGCUCUGCCCUGAGCUCCCCGCAGUGCCUUGGACAGCAGGCGUUUGGUGACGGCGCCACCAGCAAGGGCUUUGUGCCGCAGGGGGUGUAUGGCCGCGGGGGCUACCCUGGCGGCCCUGGCUUCUCCGCUGGGUAUGCGGGCGGUCCGGGGGGGCCCGGGGGCCUGGGUCUGCCCUCACAUGCUGCACGACCCUCCACCGAUUUCACCCAGGCAGCGGCGGCGGCUGCGGUGGCUGCUGCUGCGGCCACAGCCACGGCCACUGCCACGGCCACUGUGGCCGCCCUCCAGGAGAAGCAGAGCCAGGAGCUGAGCCAGUACGGAGCGAUGGGGGCUGGGCAGGCUUUUAACAACCAGUUCCUGCAGCACGGAGGUCCCCGGGGGCCCAGCGUCCCCAGCAGUAUGAAUCCUGCCGCCGUGGGAGGGCUGCUGGGCCCCUCUGGCAUGAACCCCACCCGGGCAACAGGCAUGGCACCCCUGUACGCAGGGCAGCGCCUGCCCCAGCACGGGUAUCCCGGGCCUCCCCAGGCCCAGCCGCUGCCCCGACAGGGGGUCAAGAGGGCCUACUCCAGUGAGGUUUACCCCGGGCAGCAGUACCUGCCAGGAAGCCAGUACGCACCUGGCGCCGGGCAGCCUCCCACCCCUUCCUCCUACCCUGGGCACCGGCUGCCCCUGCAGCAGAGCGUGGCCCAGGCCCUGCCCGCCGCUGGCCCUGCAGGAUUGCACUACAAGCCCACAGAGCAGUUCAACGGGCAGGGCGCCAGCUUCAACGGGGGGAGCGUCAGCUACAGCCAGCCUGGCCUGAGUGGGCCCACCCGUUCCACCCCUGGCUACCCCAGCUCCCCACUGCCGGGGAGCCCCACGCCGCCCAUGACUCCCGGCAGCAGCGUCCCCUACAUGUCUGCCAGCCAGGAGGUCAAGUCUCCCUUCCUGCCCGACCUCAAGCCCAGCGUGAGCUCCUUGCACCCGUCUCCCCCCGGCAGUGGCCCCUGUGAUGAGCUGCGGCUGACCUUCCCCGUGCGCGACGGGGUGGUCCUGGAACCCUUCCGCCUGCAGCACAACCUGGCCGUGAGCAACCAUGCCUUCCAACUGCGCGACUCCGUCUACAAGACGCUAAUGCUGAGGCCUGACCUAGAGCUGCAGUUCAAGUGCUACCACCACGAGGAUCGGCAGAUGAACACCAACUGGCCGGCCUCGGUGCAGGUCAGCGUCAAUGCCACCCCGCUCACCAUCGAGCGCGGCGACAACAAGACCUCCCACAAGCCCCUGUACCUAAAGCACGUGUGCCAGCCGGGCCGCAACACCAUCCAGAUCACAGUCACGGCCUGCUGCUGCUCGCACCUGUUCGUGCUGCAGCUGGUGCACCGGCCCGCCGUGCGCGCGGUGCUGCAGGGCUUGCUCAAGAAGCGCCUCCUUCCCGCUGAGCACUGCGUCAGCAAGAUAAAGCGUAACUUCAGCAGCGGUACCAUCCCCGGCACGCCCGGGCCCAACGGCGAGGACGGCGUGGAACAGACGGCCAUCAAGGUGUCCCUCAAGUGCCCCAUCACCUUCCGCAGGAUCCAGCUCCCUGCCCGCGGCCACGACUGCCGCCACAUCCAGUGCUUCGACCUAGAGUCCUACCUACAGCUCAACUGUGAGCGGGGGACCUGGAGAUGCCCAGUGUGCAACAAGACGGCGUUGCUGGAGGGGCUGGAGGUGGACCAGUACAUGCUGGGGAUUCUCAUUUACAUUCAGAACUCUGACUAUGAGGAGAUCACCAUCGACCCCACGUGCAGCUGGAAGCCCGUGCCCGUGAAGCCUGACGUGCACAUCAAGGAGGAACCUGACGGGCCUGUGCUGAAACGCUGCCGCACCGUGAGCCCCGCGCAUGUGCUCAUGCCCAGCGUCAUGGAGAUGAUCGCGGCCCUGGGCCCCGGGGCUGCCCCCUUCGCCCCCCUGCAGCCCCCGUCGGCCCCAGCCCCUGGCGACUACCCCAGCCAGGGUUCCAGCUUCCUGGGACCCGGGACCUUCCCUGACUCCUUCCCGCCUGCCGCACCCAGCACCCCGGCCCUUCCUGAGUUCACCGCGGGGCUGCCCCCCAGCUCCUAUCAGUCUGACCUUCCCAGCAGCCUCCUGACACCAGAGAAGUCUGCCCCCUGUCUCCCAGGGCAGAUGGCACCAGCGGGUCACCUGGACCCGUCCCACAACCCCGGGCCACAGGGGCUGCAUGCUCCCAGCCUUGGGGGGCCCCCAGGGCCCCAGCUGCACCAUCCAAACCCUCCCCCAGCAUCCCGGCAGCCCCUGGGCCCAGUGAGCUCGGGCCCCAUCGGCGAGCUGGCCUUCAGCGCGGCCACAGGCGUGAUGGGGCCCCCCAUGUCUGGGGCGGGAGAGGCCCCUGAACCAGCCCUGGACCUGCUCCCAGAACUGACCAACCCGGAGGAACUGCUGUCCUACCUGGGCCCGCCUGACCUCCCCACAAACAACAAUGACGACCUGCUCUCUCUCUUCGAGAACAACUGAUCUCGUAGACCCCACCCAGCCAGGACUCCCUCACCGCGGGCCUGCCGGGUCCCUCCUUCAUGCCAGCCUGUGUUCUCCACGUGGGCGGGGCUCUGUUCCUAGCCCAGACCCAGCUGUUCCCGCCUCAUGGUAAAUUUCCCUGUCUCUGGAAUUUUCCAAGUUGGCUUCUGCCAGAGAACUAUUUUGUGAAGUGUCAUCAGGGCCAGGAGACACAUCUGCCACCCUGUCACCUUGUGUGGGUGUGCCUGGGGCAGGGAGCCAGCUGUCGAGUCAGGGGCCUCUGGAAGGACCAGGGCUGAAGGCCAGGCUGGCUCCAGAUAGCAGCUCCAGGAGGCCCAUGGAGGGGCCCUGGGCUCCUGGGCCUGCACAACCCCCUCCAGCUGUGUACCAGCUGCCUGGGUGGCCUUUCCCUCCUGGCCCAGCAGGAGAGGCUGAUGCGCCUUGCAGUGGGGAAAGGGGGGUGCUCAUAGGGCCCUGAAAGCUCGGGGGGGUGGGGUCCAGGGCAGGCAGGCCUGGGUGGCUUUACCCACUUACUACUGGGGACCCCAGAUGUGGACCUUCGUGCCUCUGCAGCCUGUUUCUGGCUGAGGGGGCAGAAGCACGCUCUCAGUGCUGGCUGGGAUUGGGGGGGUGGACACGGAGGCCCAGGGAUGAGUAGGGCCUGUCCAGAGUUCUGUCUGUCAUCCAUAGCCAGGCUGGGGUUGGGGAGGAAGCCAAGAACGGGUGCCACACAUGCUGUGGUUUCUGGACGUCCUCCUGGGUGCUGCUGGGCACAAUGGAGAAAUCCGGAGAUGAACCAGCGUUCACCCACAGGAGGGUGGACCCAGGCCACGACAGGACAGCAGGGGAACAGGGAGCACAGCGCCAUGGGGAGCACGCAGUGAGGGAGCAGGAUGCAGAAGUCCAUGUAUCUCAGUACAGCUUGACACCAGACACGGGUUUCCCAGGGGUCCCACGUCCGUGCCGCUGGUCAGGAAGAAGGUGGGGGCGUGGAUGGGCUGCCCACACCACUUCCCCGCGGGGUGGCACAGGAGUGCACUCGGGGACGGGGGAGGUGCCAGUGACGUUUGGCUCCUCAAGAGGAGUGCUGUCUUCUCAGCUGUCACCUUACACCCAUCAGUCACAUCCUCCCGUGUGCUGCGCGCACCACUUCAGAUAAGUGGACCGCAGACCAGAUGCACGCGGGAGCAGAGCCCCGGUGCAGAAAUGGAAACCAACCACGUGCCAGGCCUGUCCCUUACUGCAAGGAAUGAAGCUCAAGUUUGCUAACAGCAUCACUGCAACAAUGUUUCCCAUUUCAGGGAACAGUAACAGGUGGUAAAGUUAAGCACUGAACAGCCUGGGGGUGGGAGAAGGAAACGCAGGUGAAAUCAGGAGCCAUCCUAAGACGCAGCGGCGCGCCCACCUUCAGAGGUGCUGCGAGCGCAGCGUCACGACGACAUGGGACAGCUGUGAGCGUCUGCGGUCCAGGAGUUCGCUACACCUCACUGCCCACUAGAAGGAACUAGAAAAAAACACACGAGGCAAAACAGCAGAAGGAAUGAAGACAGGACAGGUGUGAGACCAGAAAUGUAGCAGUGAAUCCAGGCAAGCUAAACUUCGGUUUGACAAGUGACUCGGGUCAGAAGUGGGGCUGGAGCAGCUGUCAGAGGGACAAGAAGGGGGUCCCCCGUGAGCUGCCAGUGGUCAGACACGCCCCCCCAACCGUGAGAGCACAGGACCCCAGAGCACCAGCCCGAGAAGCAGUGCACAGCACAAAGAAGAGGGUAGAGACCCUAGCCCAGGACCAGAUGCUACCAGAUGUCAGGGCAAUGUCCCUGUCCCCAUGGCCCCUGCCCGCUAGCAUCCUCACCUGGUCACCUCCCAAGUUGGGCUGAUCACAGGGACCCAUCAGGACCAUCAGGUGGGGGACUCUGGACAGGACCAAGAUGUUUCAGGGUCCUGGGACUACGGAUGCCUUCUUAGUCAGGGGUCAUCAGUCACUCGCCCAAUCUGUUUGAGCUGAGGAGCAGUGAAUCGCCCCGAAGCCAAGUGCACUAGGCUCCGUGAUGUCACGUGCCCAUCCCCAUCCCCUGCAGCCACCUCUGCCUCUGCCACCAGGGACUGGCUUCACGUGGUCUUGAACCCGUCAGUGGAGCCACAGGGCUGCACCCCACCUUUAGCCAUCGGCUACACCGCUGGCUGUGAUGCUGUGGUGGGGGGUGGGAUUUGUGGAUGCUCCUCCGAGCUCCCUGCCUCCUGCUCAAACCCUUCCCGUGUCCGCUUGCCUCAGCUCAGGCUGCAAGUGCCCACAGGCCACUCACUGGGGGGGAAGAAUUCAAGACAGCCAUCCUGAAAGGGACACCGAGGGCCUUGGAGAAGGCUGGACAUGGGCAGACACAGCUCCAGAGUGAUAGGCCCGUCCCCUUGGAGAGCCUCGCUGUCUAGAACGGCUGUUGCUACGGAGCAGAGACCAGAGCCUCCGAGCCCUGCUCUUACUGAUGCCACCGGAAGGCCCCGACCACACUCUCUGGUGGCAGCUAAGGGGCCUGCGGCCAGAGUGGGGUCAGGAGUGCUUCCCAACACAGGGAACAGGUACCAGAAGGGGGCAGGCGUGGGUUGGCCUUAGGAUCAUUCUCCACCCUGCCCACGACCCACCUGACCACUCUCCGGCCCUGCACCUGCCACACUGGCCACCCCUAGGGUUUUCCAGGGUCCUCCACAUCCUACCCACUGCAGGCUUUGGCUGACUCACCCCUGCCACGGGGAGCCUUCUGCUGCUGCUCCCCUCCACCCCAUGGCUGCCUCCCUGAUCCCCAUCACAGCUAAUCAAUCACAGCUCAGUAGUGAUCAUUUUCUGAUGUUUUAUUUAAAAAUACUUGAGCCUUUGCACACAGCACAGGGAUCACCCGCAUAAGCCCUGGGUUGAGGAUGGCUGACAUUUUGCCAGUCCGGCCUGCUCCUUCCGUCUUACCACGCGGCUGCAUUUUUUAUGCCCCUGCGGGUUUAGUGGCCUCUGAGUUGGGAAAGUCCGAUGCAGAUGAGCUGCUCAGCGUGCAUCUUGGAAAAGCAAAAACGUUCCCUUAUGGGAGCACCCUCCUUACCGGGGCAGGGGAGCCGCGUUCCACGCCGUGCUCCCUCCCGGCCUGGCUUCCCAGCACCUCCUGUAACUGCAUCCAACCCCAGAUGCAGUCCAGGUCACACUUGGGGCUGGUCGUUAUGUCUCUACUCUAUUAACGUGGGAGAGUCCUUGGCGUUUUCCCCUUACACCAAUUUUCCAAACGAUUCAGGCAAGUUGCCUCGAAGCAAGUCCAAGGGUCACUUUCUCCUUGACCCCUGUGUGUUCUGUCCCCUGUCCCCUAAAAGGGACGUCUAGAGCUUGACUAAACAUUCUGGGUCAGAUGAGCAUUGCUACCCACCUUUCCUAUGAGACUGUGAGCUCCAUGGGAACAGACCUCUUUUGUGUGCUGAUUUAUCCCAAAGCCAACACGUUUGUCCAAGAGAUUAACCUGGGCAGACAGGGACAAGUAGGAGCGGGCUGCCUGCGGUCCACAUGCAGGGGGUGCUGAGCACCCAGCACGCUCACGGGCGCCCCCAUCUGCACCUCCCCCCACACUCCCAGCCUACCCUGUUGCCGGCUGAGCACCUGUGCCCUGCAGGGUCGCAGUGGGACGGUCAGCAGGUGUCUGGCAAGCAUCUGCUGAGAUGAUAACUGGCUCCCAGCACAGGCCCCCCGACCCACUCUUGGAGACCCCGAGCAGGGUACCUCCCAUUCGCUCCGCGAGGAGUGGCCCUGCUCUUCGGCGGGACUCGCUGAGCAGGGGACAGGCUCCACGCCCAAGGGCCACCUUCCAGUGGAGGGACCCCGGUGGGAGCAGGCCGAAUGGUGCUGCCUCUCCUUCCCGAGCGCUGACUCUGGGGCACUCCCCUCAUGUGCUGAGGUCAGUGGCACCCACAUAGCGGGAGCCCGCCAGCCUCAUGAGGUGACCUGUUGCAAAGCCAAACCAGAGCCUGAGAUCCUGCUUUCUGGCCGUCCACCAGCCUGCUUUUCCAGCUUCCCCUGUCACUGGCCAGUGGGUGGCCAGGGGGUGGCCGGUAGCCAUCUGCCUCUGUGUCCAUUGACCCAUCCCCCCGCCCCCCACCGGGAGCCCAAAGUAAGACGAGCCCACAGUGCCACUCAUGGAGCUCAGCUGCCAGAGUCAUGGUCCCCCAGAGCUCCUUGCGACCAGGAAAGCCUGCUUCUGUACAGUAAACACCCUCUCAUGGCAAAAAAAAGUAAAAAUAAAAAUAGGGGCGCCUGGGUGGCUCAGUCAGUUGAGUGUCUGCCUUC
Messenger RNA from Mustela erminea (ermine), 7366 nucleotides. It is a transcript of the gene ZMIZ2, whose product is annotated as zinc finger MIZ-type containing 2. NCBI's taxonomy places the organism in Eukaryota, Metazoa, Chordata, Mammalia, Carnivora, Mustelidae. The record is from RefSeq and is a predicted model, not a curated record. Gene Ontology annotation, biological process: regulation of transcription by RNA polymerase II; protein sumoylation. Gene Ontology annotation, molecular function: SUMO ligase activity; zinc ion binding. The coding region runs from base 325 to 3057 and encodes 910 amino acids. The transcript has 19 exons.